Messenger RNA from Fusarium keratoplasticum, 1671 nucleotides. RefSeq lists its product as uncharacterized. The record is from RefSeq and is a predicted model, not a curated record. Lineage: Eukaryota; Fungi; Ascomycota; Sordariomycetes; Hypocreales; Nectriaceae. The transcript is spliced from 2 exons. The coding region runs from base 19 to 1671 and encodes 550 amino acids.
ACAUACCCUCCGACCGCCAUGAAACGAUGCGCAAUAACCUGCACAGGCCGCUUUCAGGUCAAUCGAUUGAGCGCUGAAGCACAGAAGCGAUGGGCGUCCUGGGACAGGUCCGACCUCACAGAGGAGGCCCUCACCAAGCAGGUCGAAUCUGGACUCGGCCACGAUGCGGAGGGCAACCCCCUCAAGAUUGACAUCAAAUCCAAGACGGUCUCGACGGCAAGCGGACCUCUACCAAUAUCCCCAGUUCUGGAUCCAAAAUGGAUGAAGGCGAAACGCCGACCAAAAAAGAAGGACGCGGGGAAGAUAUCAGGGCAGUUCCGGAAAAAGUUGUCCAACAACCCAUUCGCAUUGGCGCUCAUGACCCCCAUGAGACGGUGCAACAACUCGAACACCUCUCUCCCUCGAUAUUUUUACCAGGACUUUGAACUGGUUGACAACCCCGAUCCAAAAAUCGAGGCCGGAUGGUGGGCACCCGGCCCUCUGACCUUCGAAAACCUCGAACCCUUUCACGAUCCCAACGUCUCACUGCCUGUAGUGAAGCGCGAAAGAUAUCUAACCGGAAGUGAGGAGGAUGUUGAGGAGGAUUUCAAGAAGGUUGUUGAGGAGGAGGGCGAGGAAGAUGUCGAAGAGGAUGUCGAGGAGGAUGUCGAGGAAGAUGUCGAGGACGAGUUGCCAGCCGAAGGCGCCUCUCUGGGAUCAGAGGCUGUCACCGCGGAAGCAAAAUCGUCUCCAGCGGAGUCCGACGCCGUCGAAGGUACAACAGAGUCCGACACUGUCGAGGGUACAUCAGAGUCUACCGCUGUCGAGGGUACAUCAGAGUCUGCCGCUGUCGAGGAUACAUCAUCUCAGGAACGACGACCUCGACGAGCGCCAUUGACGGUUUACGUCCUCGCUCGGAAGAGGGCUAUCGAGAUCCUGAGCACGCCCGGCAAAAAUCACAAAUACUUAUCCAACCUGACUUCUUCCCGUCACGGAAUGGCUAUGCUCGCAAAAGGGGAGCGGAGAAUAUGGCGGGAGGGCAUGGACCACGUACUCCUCCAAAUGAUGAGACGAGAGGCCACCAACACUCUCAUCCUGCGUGCUCAGAGCAGCGAGCCCCCAGUUUACAAAUUCAUUCACCCUUGCGAGGGCUGGGAAGACACCGAUAUGCUUUACAGGGGCGGAUGCGUACUAUGGCUUCCCAAGAGGUGGCAGGGCAAAAGGUCAGUCUACCAGACCAUGGACGGUGAUCCCAAAUUUGGCGCCGAAAAGGUGCCGGUUCAUGACCUGCUGUGGCUGCUGGGCGAGAAAGAGUUGAAGAGGCUAAGAGAAGAGGCCGAGCUCUUCCGAGGCCGGGAGGUCUUGGUGUUAAAGCCUUGGAAAUCCCGGGCUAUGAGGAACCUCCAUCUGCUGCUUUGGAAGCUGCAGGGAUAUCUGGCGGAUCCUAAGGUCACGGAGACGGACUUUGCCAGCCUGGGCAAUGUCGAGGCUCUAUCAAUGUUAGAGUCCAAGGCUCGAUCAACGACAGAGUCCGAAGCUCGACCAAGGACAGAGUCCAAGGCUCGAUCAUGGACAGAGACCAAGGCUCAGCCUACGACAGAGUCCGAGACUCGAUCAACAACAGAGUCCAAGGCUUGGCCAACGACAAAGCCCGAGGGCAAGCCCAAACAGAAACCCAAAAUUACCUGGUAG